UAAUACCGGUAGCAAAUGCAAUGCAAAUUGAAUGCAAAAUGCAUUUUCGCAAUGGAUCCAGUAUUCAAAAACUCGUGUAUUUUCUCUAUCGACGAUCGAUCUUGAACGAAGCCACUGCCUUGAUAAAUACACGUAAAUAAUAAUAAGGCGAUCUGUGUGGCUCGCUGUAUCAUCGAGGAACGUUUGUUUUAUUUAACGGUUAGAAUAUCGACUUUGAGUGGCUGAACAGUGAGUUGGAUUAGUUCUGAACUGCAUUUCUUCACUGCAGGCUUGCAGCGAACAAUGCAAUGCCAGCCAAACGGCGACAGCGGGGUAAUAAGGUGCGGGCGAAGGGCACCCGUGCCAAAGACUUGUCAUCAGAAGAUAUGGAUUCACAGGACCAAUUAAAUGAAAUUACAAACAGGUUGGCCAAGAAGCAACUGAAAUCCAGUACAGACACAGAAGUCGAGAAGGAGAACCAUGGCAAAAGACUGGGAGGAGAUGGCUACGAUGCUGAUUUUGAGACCAGUGAGUUUGACACCACAUCAGCAGGAAGUGAUAUGGAUUGCCAGACCCAACCCAGCAAACCUUCCGAUUCCUUCAGAGGUGUACUAUCACCCAGCCAGGGAUCAUCAGGCAAACGGAAGGGGAACAUUCAAGGGAGUCUGCAGAAGCAAGUGGUUAUGAGACAGAGUCGACAGGCACCGACGCGGAAUAGCAUCAGGUCUAGCAGAUCCUCCCAAAGUCAGCAGAGCAUACAAACACAAGGAAGAAGGCAGAGCAGAAGGAAAACGCGCAGCACAGACUCCUCCGGCGGACCAUCACGGUACAGCUCCAUGGCCUCCUCCUCCCUGCUGAAGUCCCCUGAGAUGAUGUUCUCCCUCCCCAACGGGUCGGACAGUUCAACCCCACUGUCGGGCGGGGUCGACUCCAAGAGCGAAGCAAACGAUUCUUGCUUUGGGUUUGAGGUACUCCUUUCACCACCCCAGCAGUUGCCAAUCUCACCCGUCCUUCCUGAGUCCCUGUCCUACGUGGCGGACAGUCUUGCCUCGUCUCCUCCCUUAGGGGGCCAUCGGAAAGAGGUGGAGGAGGAGGAGGAUGUACAGGACACACCCCCUUCCCCAUCACCAUCGGACAAUCUGGUCUUGAGGUUGUCUCCGUCACCCCAGCGUGCCGUACCAGAGUCAUCAUCAAUGUACUCCUCUAUGGACUCUAAGUCAUACACAACAUCAAGGGGCAGUCAGAAGAGGAAGGUGGAUGUCAAGCUCAUGGGUCUUAUCCACAAAGAAGACGAGAAAGCUCCUCCAAAGAAAACAGUGAAAAGAAGAAAAACACAGAAGAAGAAGGAAGAAGAUGCCUGGACCAUGAAAAUGAGCACAGAGUUUGACGAUAUUGAUAUGUUCGAGCUGACGGUGGAAUGACUGUGCAUGAAACCAUCUACAGUAACUAAAUGUCUAAUGUGAUCCAUGUCAGGUGACGUGAGAACUUUCCUUUCUAAACAGUUAUCAGCUGUGUUCGCUUACACAGUACAGUUAUAUGUGAUGUGAUAUAAGCAGUCCUCUUUUUAUGUGUGAAAGGGAUGAACAUUGGAAACUGCAGUGUGAACGGGGACAUUGACUGAGUACACAGCACAAGCUGUACUGUGAUUUGGAAUAUUCAUGAAUGAUGACACAUUCUGAGUUCCUUAAAAUGUAGCGUCAUCCGAUGCAUUGGCAUUAUUAUAUGAGAUGUUAAAACAUCUGUUGUAGCAGUAUUGUAUGUGAAAAGGAACAGAUUUGAAAAACUGCAUUGAACAUUUGUUUUCUUUUUUUGCUAAUGCUUUUAUACAUAUAAUAAUAUGGUGUACAUUGUAGGUGUAUUAUGUUGGUAAUGGUGCCAGUCUUGCAUAACCUGAAAGGAAAUAGGGGAUGGCAAAGAAAUCACAUAAUGUAGUUUUUGCUAAGUGUAUAUAUGUAAAUAUAGAUCUUCAUUAUUUUACUGAAUGAUUAUCAUGCAUGCUAUGAAAUUAAACACUAUCCACCUAAGUAGUAUUAUUUGUCCAUGUGUGUAGUUACCAAUUUAGUUCAGAUUGAUCGAGCCUGGGUCUAGCAAGAUUGGCUGGAGAGUAAGAUUAAUUUGUAAUUCUUUUGCCCAAAAAGGUGGGCAGAUAUUUUUUAUGGUAUGGACUCAAUGAGCAUCACAAAUGGAGUGAUAAUUAAGAUUGUAUAUCAGAAAAGAGGAGUAAAAAUGCUUGAUGUUUAAUUCAAUCUCCUUCUUUUGCCCUAAAAAUGUGGGCAGAUAUUUGUUAUGGUUUAUGGUAGUAAGCUAUGAGCAUCACAAAUCAAGUGUUUAUCAAGAUUGUAUAUCACAAAAGAGGAGUAAAAAUGAUUAGAAAAAUAUAUUUGUUACAUGGAUGUUCAAUUUUAUCUCCUUCUACCCCAAAAAGAGGGGCAGAUUUUGUAAUGGUAUUGAGCAAUGUGCAUCACAAAUCAAGUGAUAAUUAAGAUUGUAUAUCGUAAAAAUGAGUAUUAACAUACAUUUGUCACAUGGAUGUUUAAUUCGAUCUCCUUCUUAUGCCCAAAGAAGAUGGGCAGAUUUGUUUAUGGUAGUGAGCAAUGAGCCUCACACAUCAAGUGAUUAUUAAGAUGGUAUAUCACAAAAGAGGAGUACAAAUUAUUUUUAACCUUCAUUUGUCACAUGGGUGUUUAAUUGAAUCUACUUCUUUUGCCCAAAGAAGAUGGGCAGAUAUGGAAGUGAACAAUAAGCAUCACAAAUCAAGUGAUUAUUAUGAUUGUACAUGUAUAUCACAAUAGAGGAGUAGACAUGAUUAUUAACAUACAUUGUCACAUCAAUGUUUAAUUUAAUCUCCUUCUGCCCCAAAAAGGUGGGCAGAAUUUUGUUAUGGUAGUAGGCAAUGAGCUUCACAAAUCAAGGGAUUAUUAAGAUGGUAUACCACAAAAGAGGAUUAGAAAUGAUUAUUAAAAUACAUUCGUCACGUGGAUGUUCAAUUUAAUCUCCUUCUGCCCAAAAAAGGUGGGCAGAUUUUUUUUUAUGGUAGUGAGCAAUGAGCUUCACAAUUCAAGUGAUAAUUAAGAUGGUAUAUCACAUAAGAGGAGUAGAUAUGACUAUGAACAUUUGACUCUUGGAUGUUAAAUUUAAUAACUUUAAAAGAAAUGUGGUACUUCAAUGUUGAAGUAUGGUUCUUUUGUAAAAGUAUAACAUACGUCCAUUUGCUUCAGAUUUUUGAACUGUGAUUGUGUGGUGUUGAAAGCACAAAGUUGGUUAAACUUUGGUUUAAACAAGGAACAUGGAAUUUACAGACUUUUAAGAGGUGUCUUAGUCUACACACAUAGUGAAUACAUCACCAGACUGUGGAUCAUGUGGUUUAAGGUCCGAGUCCUGUUGCAGCACUAAUAUCCUUUGGCAAGACAUUGAUCUAUAUUUGCCACUCCUCCCAGGUGAAGCAAAUGAGUAUGUGGUAAAAAUAGAUUCCUUGUACACUUUUAGUGCCCUAGGGCAGCUGGGCCAAAGCUAAGGUAUUAAGAGUACUUUGUAGGCACUUUGAGCAUCUCCUGGGAUAGAUAUAUGCACUAUAUAAAUGUAACUUUUGUUACUCCUAGUAUUUUUUCGGGGAAAGAGUGGUAUAUUAGUUUUGGUCAGCAGUUUUGUUCCUUCUACACGUCAUUCAACAUUGUCAAGCCAUGAAUUAAAAUCACUACAGAUUUAGAUUUUCAAUUUCAAUAUAUAAACAAGUGACAAUCAGUCUGUAUGGAAUUGAUGAUUUAUAAUAUGUUGACUGUACCAGUAACCAUGUAUAACAAAAAUGUGACUACACAUGGUAUGUAUACUGGUACUCUUAUUUUUUGAUCAACCAAAAUACAAGUGAAGUAGGCCAACAAAAUUCCUACGUAGGAAUUGUGAUCCCUGAUCAGAAGAUUGGUCAGGAGAUUCAGGUAUCGGAGGUUGUAUUUUGCUUCUUUUACAAUUGAUUUGCUUGAUUUGCUUUUAAUGUUUGUUUUUUAUCAAUGUUUUUAUGAAUGAACAUUGUAUAUAAUAGUCUAGUACCAUUCAUUACUGCGUGUAUGUAGCAAACUAUUUCGAUUUGAUUUGUCAUGAGACAAAAGUCAAAAAAGUUGUAAAGAAAUAGAUAUGCUUAGCUUGAAAUUUGACAAAUAAUCUACGAUACAGGAAAGAUUUUCUCUGGUACAUGUACAGUGUAAAAUACAAAAAACAUGUACAGAUAUGCUUGUUUCCAUGAUCGCUUUUCUUAUAGCCUAUUAUGGGUUGUAUGCUUUAUUGUACAAUUUUGCACUAUCAAGGUACUUGACAAGUCAAUGUUGUACAUAUUGCUAUGCUUUCAUCUUUUUUUCUUGUUUAGGACUAAGAAAAGAGUAAGUUGUGCUAGCAUUAUAUGUAGGCAAUGCAUGGAAUACUUGUUUUAACACUUUAAACAAAAAUCAUAAUGCAGUCUACAUGUAUUAGAUUAUUAGGUUUGAUUUUUGAAUUUUAAAUCAAAAGUGACACUGUAUGAAACAGCUUUUUGCAGUUAAUGGUUUUUGUGUGCAGGGCAUCCACAUUAUUACUAGUCUAUAAUCAAGAUUUGAAACAAAGUUAUCUGCACAGUUAUUCAAGAUAGGCUGUAGAUUUGUAGAGUAAAUAUAAUUUUCAAGUAUUGUUAACAUAUUUGAUGCUUGGAAACCUGUGCAAGAUUUUUAGAAAAUGAUCAUGCUUGAUUAAGAAAGAAAUUCACUUUUUCAUCACAUAUUUGGGUAUCAUUUGUUCAAAUAUUACAUAAGAAUUGGCAAAGAAUGUCAUUUGAUGUAUUAUUUAUACAUUAACAUCUGUCAUCGCAUAAACAAAAGAAAAGUGGUGCAGUUCUCUAUAUUCAAACAUACCAUUUAUAGGUGAAAAACAUUACAUUUUGUAAAUAGAAUUAUGAUAUGGCAUAUUUCAUGAUUAAAUGAGAAAGAACCAGAAAAUGAGA
Strongylocentrotus purpuratus (purple sea urchin) is the source of this 4942-nucleotide messenger RNA. RefSeq lists its product as uncharacterized. Bases 288 to 1400 code for a protein of 370 amino acids. The record is from RefSeq and is a predicted model, not a curated record. Lineage: Eukaryota; Metazoa; Echinodermata; Echinoidea; Camarodonta; Strongylocentrotidae. The transcript is spliced from 6 exons.